CGUGAACAAGCCCUGACCAACUGCUGGUGGUGAAAAAUCUGGAGAUCUCUGCCUGAUUUUCAUGCUUGCAUUCCUCUAUCCAUCAAGGCAAAGCGUGAUCUUGUUGGCCCGAAGGAAACGUCCCCAUUUUGGUUUAUCCCAUUUCGUUGUCGCAAGAAGCCCCUCGAGCGGAACAAGAGAUGCCCACCAUCACACUCCAACCAAGCCGGCUUACCUGGCAAAGGCCGUCCAGGGAGGAGACCUUGGAGGCGCUUUACGAGCCUUUUACGCCCUUCAACGCCAGAAAUGUCUCCAUCAAGUUGACCCCGCUACCAUCGAUAAGCUGCUGGCGCUAAUGAACGACAAGGGAGACAGUCAGAUCUUAUCCAAGUUUCAGAAUGUGUCAAGGCAUCUUCAUGCAUCCGGUUUGCGACUUCGCGGUCUUGCCUACCUGCACUUGAUACGGGCAUAUGCUUCCCGUAAAGUUGAUGUAGGGUGGAUACCGACUGUCCUAAAGGACAUGGAAGCUGACAAACAAACACCGACAGUCGAGCACUUGACACUUUUGUUGGAGGCCGCUGCGACUGCUGGGGAUGUGGCGACUUGUCGCAUGGUGUAUGGACAAUUUCGACGAGCUUCUGGUCGUGUUCGCAACUCUAUCCACGGGUUAAUGGCUGCGACGUUGAUUAAAGCUGGGCCUUUAGAUGAAGCAAAGGCUUUUCUAUCAAAGUUGGAGGAGUCCAAAGGACCUCUUGGAACUGCAGUGUUCAAUACAGCCGUGCGACAUUUACUUCAUACUGGGUGUUUAAAGGAAGCUCUCGUGUUUAUAAAAGAGUUUCCUCCUGACUCCAUCAAGCACGGUUCAACGGAUGGCAGAACAACAGCCUACGAGCUUUCCAUGACUGUUUUUCAAAGAGCAGACGACUAUGAUGGUAUCGCAAGCAUUUUAUCUCACAUGCACGCUGCUGGAUUGUUCCCGGGGCCUGGAUUCCUGUAUUCGCUUCUCUCGGGCCUGACCGAAAAAGCCAAGAACCCGGCUGAUGCAGAGAUGAACCGGGCAGACACCGUGAUUCAGCACCUGGAAAACUUUAAUGCGCUGACGACAUUGCCUGCAUACAAUAUGGCUAUAGCGUACUAUUCACAACGAGCCAAAGUCCACAAGGCAGAGGAGCUGCUCAAGGCUAUGGUGGCCGCUGGACUGCAGCCAGACGUACGUUCCUUCAUGCCUAUUCUAUCGGCGUACGCCGAUCAAGGCGCAGCUAUACGAGCAGAAAUGUGCAUUAGUUCCAUGCAGGAAUCUGGGGUUACGCCAGAUAUUCCAGUGUACACUGCCCUCAUCAAAGCGCACAUGCGAGCAUCUGACUUGAACGCAGCUUGGGAUACCUUCAAGGAAAUACGGGACCGUGGCCUUGUUCCAGACACGGCACUUUGGACGUUGAUGAUGCGGGUUGUCAGCGAGUUGGAUGCAGGUGACGCUGCGGACAAAUGUGAGGAUCUUCUUGCCCAGAUGAAAAAGGAAGGCAUCGCACCAAACGAGCGUACGUUCGCCGCACUUAUCAAAGCCUGUUCCAACCAGCCAGAGCGGGCACUUCAGCACCUGCGAGGAAUGAAGGCCGAUGGAUUGUCGCCCAACGUCUAUUGCUUUGCUGCUCUUAUCGAGGCCUACGUGAUAGCGGGGAACGUGACAGCGGCCCUUGAGCACUUUGAAAACAUGCUCUCGGAAGGGGUCCGUCCGAAUGCCGUUAUCUUCAACAUCCUUCUUGGGGGGGCUAGUGCCAAGAGGGACCUAGUUGCACUCGAUCAGCUGUACAAAGAAAUGAGAGCUUCAAACGUGUCACCAGACAGUAGCACGGUGCUCCUUCUUAUUCACACUUUUGCGAAACGGGCUCCUGAUAUGCAUGCCGCUGAACAACUUUACAAGGAGUUUGUUAUCAAUGCGUCUGGUUCUCACAUGAAUUCCCAGGAUGUGUAUCAUGCGAUGAUGAACGGAUAUGCCCAGCGAGGUGAUGUGCGGGCUUGCCUGAACGUUCGUGACCACAUGCUUCAAGGAGGUUACACUGAGGACCGCAUUACGCGCAAUAUCAUUAUGAAUGCAUAUGGCCGUGCUGGUGAAUGGAAGCAAGUGAAGGAUUUAUGGGAGGUGACAUUGCGCGAGGGUACCGUGGGACAAGACUCGGUUGUGGUCGCUCUUGAUGUUGCUGGACGAUAUGGGACGGUCGAGGACGUUCGAAUGGUCGUAGAGCAGUGCGCGGGCUUGGGAUUUGCCUUUGGCGAGAAUGCAUACAAUUCGUAUUUGGAGGCACUGUGUCGUCACGAAAAAUAUGAAGACAGUAUCAUGGUUUUAUAUGAUAUGGUCGGAAUGGGUGUUGAGCCAACGAUAAAGACGUAUUGGACGAUUGUCCAGCCGUUAACGGCGGCAAGAAGGAUGUCGGAUGUGGAGCAUGUUCGUGGGUUCCUGGAAAGACAGUAUCCUCAUGCUGUCCCCCGGGAUUAAUAGUGGAAUAGACAAAAUCCCAUAUAGCUUAUAUUCCAUCCUGUCUCAUUUUAAUAAGUUAUGUACAAAUGGAGAAUAUCCAAAGAGAGCGAA
Molecule: messenger RNA, 2566 nt
Organism: Spizellomyces punctatus DAOM BR117
Lineage: Eukaryota; Fungi; Chytridiomycota; Chytridiomycetes; Spizellomycetales; Spizellomycetaceae
Product: pentatricopeptide repeat domain-containing protein
Exons: 1
Coding region: 62-2473 (803 amino acids)
Molecular function (GO): protein binding
Source: RefSeq, a predicted model, not a curated record